UGGAAGGUCCGUCUCCUCGCACCGCCGGCUGAAUGUCACCCUCGAAAGGACCCGUGGCAGGCCCCCUGCCCCACUUCCAAGAGGCAGCAUGGAAAUAGAGGAAUCUACAUCAAAAAGAAGGCACUCAUGGAGGAAAGACCUACAUAACAGCAAGAAAAAAAGUGAAGGGAACUGUUUGAGCAUUACUACCCUUCAAUAAUGAGAACAAUGAUUGCAGCACAAACUUCAGGGGACAGAAGACACACUUCUUAACUGGCAUGCACUGAGAAUUGAUUCCUGAACCAUCUCAGCAUGGCCUACAGAGGAGGAAGUGGGCAAGGCCAGACCUGCUCAGUGAUGCCUUCCCGGUUCAGCCCUCCAAGUCUUUCCACCAACAGCACCCUCACACAUAAAAUAUGUAUGGUGUCUGACUUUUUCUACCCAAACACCGGAGGUGUGGAAAGCCACAUUUACCAGCUUUCUCAGUGCCUCAUUGAGAGGGGGCACAAGGUCAUAGUUGUCACCCAUGCUUAUGGAAAUCGAAAGGGCAUCCGUUACCUCACCAAUGGCCUCAAAGUUUAUUAUUUGCCUCUCAGAGUCAUGUACAACCAAUCUACAGCCACAACUCUCUUUCACAGUCUGCCACUGUUCAGGUACAUAUUUGUUCGGGAGAGAGUUACCAUAAUUCAUUCCCACAGUUCUUUCUCUGCCAUGGCCCACGAUGCUCUCUUCCAUGCCAAGACAAUGGGGCUUCAGACAGUUUUCACGGACCAUUCCCUUUUUGGAUUUGCUGAUGUCAGCUCUGUGCUUACAAACAAGCUUCUAACUGUGUCUCUCUGUGACACAAACCACGUAAUUUGUGUCUCUCAUACAAGUAAGGAAAACACUGUACUACGAGCAGCACUGAAUCCUGAAAGAGUAUCAGUCAUUCCUAAUGCUGUAGACCCUUCUGACUUCACCCCAGGAUCAUUGAGGAGGCAUGACAGUGUAAUAACUAUUGUUGUUGUGAGCAGACUUGUUUACAGAAAAGGGAUCGAUUUGCUCAGUGGUAUAAUACCUGAACUCUGUCAGAAAUAUCCCGAGUUGAACUUCCUAAUUGGAGGAGAGGGACCAAAGAGUAUUGUUUUGGAAGAAGUACGGGAAAAAUACCAACUACAUGACAGGGUGCAUCUUUUGGGAGCUUUAGAACACAAGGAUGUCAGAAAUGUCUUAAUUCAAGGACAUGUUUUUCUUAAUACCUCCCUGACUGAAGCCUUCUGCAUGGCAAUCCUGGAAGCUGCCAGCUGUGGUCUGCAGGUCGUCAGCACCAGGGUUGGUGGGAUUCCCGAAGUCCUCCCAGAGAAUCUUAUUAUUUUAUGUGAACCUUCAGUAAAAUCUCUGUGUGAAGGGCUGGAAAAAGCUAUUUUCCAAGUGAAGUCAGGGAUGUUACCGGAUGCAGAAAAGAUCCACAAUGCAGUGAAGGCUUUCUAUACCUGGCGGAAUGUGGCCGAGAGAACUGAGAUGGUGUAUGAGAGGGUGGCGAAGGAGACGGUGCUGCCGAUGCGUGAGAGGCUGAACAGGCUCACCUCUCACUGUGGACCACUCACAGGCCACAGUUUUGCUUUGCUGGCUGUGUUCAGCUACCUCUUUCUCACGCUCCUGAGAUGGAUGACUCCUGAUUCUGUCAUUGAUGUGGCAAUAGAUGCCACUGGGCCACGAAGAGCAUGGACUCACGAUAUAAAAGGAGAUGCGAUUGACGAGGUAUCCAAGAGCAGGUAGAAGCAAGUGUCAACUGUAAACCUUAGACAGCUCUAUUAACAGUUGAAAGGAACCUUGUUCUUUUGCUUCUGGGCUUUGAAGUUAAUGUCAUAGAUCAUGCUACCUCUGUAGCAUUCACUGUUUCAUUUGAGGAAAGCUAAAUGCUCACACAAUUCCUGAGCUUGGAAGCUCCUUGUAUUUCUUUAACUUUAGAGAGACCAGUUUGACCACUCAGGAAAUCCCUCAAGUGGAGACGUUUUAACAUUGCAUUUUGGGAAGCCUUGGGUGCUGGGUCUUUUUUGGGACAAUUUUUAACAUUAUGCCAUCAUUCAACAUCUACCAGAAACAGACAAGCUUCCUUUAGGGAGACGGUUAUGUGAACUAUUUCAAGUCAAACUGAUGUUUCUUUACUGGACCCUGAGAACACAUGGGUCCACUCAGCAAGUGUACCAUACCAUCUGAGCAACUUGCCAACACGUUUUGAGCACCUGCUGCCUGCUCUGUAGAAAAUGUUCUGCCAUGGAGGACUAGCUAAUGUGGGGUGGUAAAUCAGUUACAGGCCCCAAAUGCUCAAGUUACUAACUUUGAGGGAAAUGCUACCAUCACAUACUCUAAGCACUUCUCUAACCCUGCUGUAUGCAUUCUCCUACUUCAUUGCAUAUGUAAGAAGAGAUUUUGUUUUUCAAGUCCUAGGUGCUGGUACCACUGUUGUAGGCUUUAACAAAAUUACUUAUUAUUGUCGUGUGUGUAUGGCAUGUUUGUAGGGUAGAACAAUGCGUUUCUGUAUACACACCUUGAUUAUAACUGUCAGUGCAUGUGGAAACACACUGUUCCAAUCAGCUACUUACAAUUAUUUAACGUGAAAUGAACACUGAGGAAUUUUCUAUAAAGAUUGUAUUUUUUUUAUUGUAUUGCUUUUGAUGUUACAGUUCCUCACAUAAACCAAGGCUGUUAAAAUAUGUUCAUGACCAAAAAUAAAGAUGAAAAUGA
Molecule: messenger RNA, 2706 nt
Organism: Mesocricetus auratus (golden hamster)
Lineage: Eukaryota; Metazoa; Chordata; Mammalia; Rodentia; Cricetidae
Product: phosphatidylinositol N-acetylglucosaminyltransferase subunit A-like
Exons: 2
Coding region: 292-1737 (481 amino acids)
Biological process (GO): GPI anchor biosynthetic process
Cellular component (GO): glycosylphosphatidylinositol-N-acetylglucosaminyltransferase (GPI-GnT) complex
Molecular function (GO): phosphatidylinositol N-acetylglucosaminyltransferase activity
Source: RefSeq, a predicted model, not a curated record